Molecule: messenger RNA, 3025 nt
Organism: Rhododendron vialii
Lineage: Eukaryota; Viridiplantae; Streptophyta; Magnoliopsida; Ericales; Ericaceae
Product: F-box protein SKIP14-like
Exons: 3
Coding region: 681-2117 (478 amino acids)
Cellular component (GO): cytoplasm
Molecular function (GO): protein binding
Source: RefSeq, a predicted model, not a curated record
ACACGUCUUCGUUUUCGGUCUCGGCGGGGAAACAAAUCGGGCCUCCUCGCGCCAUCGGCCCAUAGCCUUUCCCUUCCCUUCCCUUCCCUUCCCUUCCUCCCCACACGCGUCUCUCUCUCUCUCUCUCUCUCUCUCUCAAUUUGCGAUUCUGCUUUUGACAUCCCUCUGGUUUUGUCGCCUCCCUCUGGUAUAAUCACACUUUGUUAUCUAUCAUUCUAUCUUUGUAUUCUUCUUCUGUAUAGAUUUCCACCACCGACCAAGUUUUUGUUCGGAUUAUAUUCGUCGUCGUCUCUAGGAUUUCUAUCCGAUUUAAAUCUUGUAUUGCUUCUGGGUCUCUAUAAUAUGUAGCAUUCUCUCUCCUUGAUCACCUACUUUUUCUUGGCGUAUUUGUACCCCUUCCACCAAGGGUUUCUCUCUCCACGCCCCUUUUAAUAAUUGAUUCAAAUCUUGAUCUUUGGCAAAUCACAGGGUUGUGCAGAAUUGAUGUUGAAAUAGACGACCAUACAGUUAGUUUUGUUGGUUCUUGGGUUUGGUUUUCUGUCCAGAAUCGAGGGUUCUCCUCCUGUAUGUUCGGUUAGGACUUUGGAUGUUACAUAGAUGCAAUUACCGCUGUGGGAUUAUUGGUGCACCUAUUGAUUAGAGUAUCUGUUGAUGCUUCCUGUUAGGUGGGUGGAGAAACAAUGGCAUUGAAUCUUUGGCACUUUCCAACACAUUCAAAGGAAAAUAGUUUGUUUUCAGGGAUCAAUAGUGGUAAUGGGUAUCGAAUGGAGGGAUGCCCGGAAAAGAAUUCGGCUGGAGUUGCCAAUUUCAGGGAUUUCUAUUUGGAAUUGGAAAAUUCCCAGAAUUGCUCAAGGGAGAAAACUGAGAAGGCCUCUGAUAAUAUUGUUGAUUUGUUGCCGCCUGAUCCUUUUGGUAUGGAUUUAAGUUCUACGUUUACUGCAAUUAAGGGUUGGAUUGAGGAUAUUGAGAACGAUUUGGACUUGGAGUUGAGGUCCCUCGGGUUUUUUACUGAUCCGGUUGAAGCGGAGAGAGUGGAGGAUCGGUUGCCUGCAGGACUGAAUUUGGUUUGUAAUGGUGUGGUGAAGUUACGUCAAAAGGUCGAUAAUUCAAAGAUUCAAGACGAUUCAGUGGGGCAUGAUAAAUACAUAGGGGGUGGACUAUUUGAUGGUAAUAUAGAGGAGUUUAUGCAUUUCAGCUAUGAUAAAUAUUGGGUCUCGAGCGAUCCUGCUAAUGAAUUUCAAGGGUGCUCUGAAACCCAGUGGGAGAGUGAUGGAGGUGCUCCCCAUGAUGCUUUGCUUUUCACUCUUGGGUAUCUGGGAGUGAGGGACCUUCUUUCUGUUGAAAGGGUUUGUAAAUCUUUGCGUGAUGCAGUUCAAAAUGAUUCUCUCAUUUGGAGGAACAUUCACAUAGAUCAGCCGCUAAGUCAUGGGAUCACUGAUGAUGCUCUAUUGCGGUUAACUAGCAGGGCUCAAGGCACUCUUCAAUGCUUGAGUCUAGUGCAGUGCCUAAGGAUCACGGAUAGCGGAUUGACACAUGUGAUUGAAAGAAAUCCAGGACUUAAAAAGCUAAGCGUACCAGGAUGUCUGAGACUCAGUAUUGAAGGUAUCUUGUGUAACUUGAAGUAUUUGAAGGCAGCAGGAAAGCUUCGGAUAAACAACCUAAGGAUCGGAGGGCUCUAUGGUAUAACAAACAAGCAGUUUGAAGAACUGAAAUUUUUACUUGGGGCAGAUAACCGUAAGCAGCUCAGUACCCACAAACCACGGUUCUACGGUGGUGGGAAGUUGUAUCUCUCAUGUGAUGAUGACCGUGCUAUUGACAUUGAGGCAUGCCCAAGGUGCCGGAAACUGAAGCAAGUCUAUGAUUGCCCUGCAGAGAAAUGCCAAGGGAAAAACCAAUCCACUCAGUUGUGUAGGGCUUGCACAAUUUGCAUCGCUCGCUGUAUUCAUUGUGGGUGCUGCAUUAAUGACACUGAUUAUGAAGAGACGUUUUGCCUAGAUUUGCUUUGUUUGGAUUGUUGGAAGCAACUUCUGAACAGUCAGGAGGAAAUGGACGUUAAUUCCUCCACGUGCACUAUUUUCCAUCAGCAGGCAAGGUACCACUUUUGCUUUUAUGGCUAGAAGAAACUGAUAGUCAUAUUGGCUAUGGGGUAUGAGGGUCGUGGACCUGCAAAAAUUAGAAGCCUGGAACUGCUUCAUUGAAACAGUGGAGUCCUGCAAUAUCUUAAAUGCUCAUGGAAAUGGAGAAAAGAGCAAAUAGAACAGCUUUACUAUCCGCUUGAGCUUCUAGGGUGUCCUACUCUGAUGCAUUUGGUGGAAUUAGCUUCGGGGUCUACAGUGUUUAUAAUUGUGGGAUUGGUAAAGAAACCAAAAAUUUCAAAUAUUCAUAUUGGAAAAUAUGCAUGAUCGCACAAAACUUAGAGAAGAUGGGAACAAAGAGAGGCUGGGGACUUGUACAGUUGACACCGUUCUGGACUAAGGGCUAUCUUUUGGUACAGUGGCAAAUGAAGGCUGGGUUUGCAUCCUACUAAAAACCCUGGGGGCUAAUGAAGGCAGAACUAAUGCUUGUGAAAGUGAAGUAGUUUUUGUGUUGGUGGGUUAUUGCUUGGUGGAAUAUAACCUGCUGCCAGUGACAUAGGUUGCAGGUUAUUUGUGGCAGAUGAAGAUGCUGCGCCGCGAUAUACAGCAGGAAGUGUUUUCAGGAGAUUGGAAGGACAAUGAAUGGCAAUUCUUGUUGUAAAUUCUGCAAUGAUGGUAAGGUUUAGGAUACUAUGUGCGUUGCAAACUCUGGUUAGCGACUAAUUUUUUGUUCUCCGCACAUCGCUUACAUGGUGCGCCGUGAUGUCUAUCAAAAGUAGUGUCAGGUAUUACUCAGCUACCGAUCGAUUGUAUUUGAGCCUGUUUAUAUUUGCUACUAGCUGCGCGCAAUGACUUCAAUUUGUGCAUGGUGCAUGACGAUACCCCCUAGGUUGUUUACAAUUUUUUCGCAGUCCGAACUUAUAAUUCUUUCACUGUUCUGUUUAUCUUCA